Molecule: messenger RNA, 144 nt
Organism: Racocetra persica
Lineage: Eukaryota; Fungi; Glomeromycota; Glomeromycetes; Diversisporales; Gigasporaceae
Source: the annotation of a GenBank genome assembly
GCGAAGUAGAAGGUAGCAAAUUUUGGUUUCCUAAUAAAAAAGACCAGAUAGUUUCGCAUUUUAAAAAGUGUGCCUAUUUUUUCACUGAAACCACACCUGAAGAACGAGAAAAGAUAUUUAAUCUAGUUAAGGUUCUUUCAAAAG